AUGUCGAAGGAGAACGAGAAAGACGACAUCGCCCACGACGAGGUCAGGGUAUCAUCUGUUGAGCAGGAUGGAUCUGCCCUCCCGCCCCUUCCUGCCCCAGGCACCCCCGAACGACUCGCAAUGGAGCGGAAACUUGUCCGGAGACUAGACUAUCGAUUGUUGCCCACUAUUUUCGUGAUAUACAUCAUGAACUACAUCGACGCAAGUCCUGGUUAUCGCUCGUGUUGGGGUGCUCAAAUGUUGUUACAGCGAAACGGAAUCACGACUGCGCGCUUAAAGGGCUUGCAACAGGAUCUAAGUCUAACAGACCUACAAUACAGUGUUGUGCUCUCGGUGCUUUUCGCGACCUACAGUCCAUUUCAAGUACCGUCAAACAUGAGAUCGUCUAAAUUAAGCUGCUUUCCUACUCGUUUUAGAUUCUUAACUACGUCACCCGGCGCGCCGUCCUGGUACAUCGGGUUUUGUGUUAUUGGUUGGGGUCUGACGAGUCUGCUCACGGGCGUGAGUGUCCCUGUACUAUACCGGUCAACCUACUUCUUUGUUGAUCCACUCCCGCGACAGGUGACCAAAAAUUAUGGUGGAAUUCUGGCAUGCCGUCUCUUCAUCGGACUACCCGAGGCUGCAUUCUAUCCCGGGGCGGCUUAUCUACUCUCUCGCUGGUACACUAAAAAGGAGCUCGCAUUCCGCUCCGCCAUCCUCUACUCCGGUCUACUUAUCUCGAAUGCUUUUGGCGCUUUAAUCGCAGCUGGAAUCCUCGGCGGAAUGGAAGGCGUUCGUGGCGUUCGCGCAUGGCGUUGGUUAUUCUAUAUCGAGGGCGCAAUUACAAUUGCUAUUGGUCUACUCACUCUGUGCGUUCAUGGCCACUCACGCUCGCUUCUCGCUUCUCAUCUCUCAUAUUUCUGGCUCAAUAGAUGGUUGCUACCAGACUAUCCAAACAACACUCGAUGGAUCAAAGGUGACCUGCGUCGAUUGGCUCAAGCGCGGUUGGCCGAAGAUGCAGGAGAGGCAGACAAAGACAACGAAAGCGACACACCUGUGACCGGACUCAAAAUGGCGCUCAUGGACCCGCUCGUGUGGGCCUUCGCCAUAAUGAAUACGGCUCAACUUUUGGGUCUAAGUUUCAUUAACUUUUUCCCGACUCUCACCAAGACCCUUGGAUUCAACACCACGAUCAGCUUGCUUCUCGCUGCUCCGCCAUGGGUUAUCUCCUCUAUUGUCUGUUGCGUGAAUGCUUGGCAUGCGGACAAAACCGGUGAACGCUACUUCCAUCUCGCUGGAUUGUGGUGGAUCGCCAUCCUUGGUUUCAUCAUCGGUCUUUCGACAUUCAACACUGGCGCAAGAUACUUUGCGAUGUUCCUCAUGGCCGUGUCUUACGCUUCCUUCCCACUGACUGCAGUAUGGGUUGCCAAUGUUAUACCGCGCCCGCCCGCCAAACGAGCAGCAGCUAUCGGGAUUGUGAACGGAAUUGGGAACCUCGGAAAUCUGAUGGGCUCGUAUGUGUGGAAAGCGGAAUGGGGCCCAGACUACCACCAGAGCAUGGGUAUCUCGCUCGGGUCGCUGGUCAUUUCUUCGCUCAUCAUGCUCGGCAUAAAACGCCACCUCAUGGGUAAAAACAAGAAGCUCGAUGCGGAUGAGCGCGCAGCGAUGGACGGUGCGGACAUGAUUCGCGUUAAGGAGGCAGCGAUGUUGGAAGGAAUCUCGUUGGAACAGGCCCUACAGAACCGCAGAGGGUUCAGAUACGUGCAUUAG
Mycena indigotica is the source of this 1749-nucleotide messenger RNA. Its product is annotated as Tartrate transporter. Lineage: Eukaryota; Fungi; Basidiomycota; Agaricomycetes; Agaricales; Mycenaceae. The coding region runs from base 1 to 1749 and encodes 582 amino acids. Gene Ontology annotation, biological process: transmembrane transport. The transcript has 19 exons. The record is from RefSeq and is a predicted model, not a curated record. Gene Ontology annotation, cellular component: membrane. Gene Ontology annotation, molecular function: transmembrane transporter activity.